Messenger RNA from Penicillium cosmopolitanum, 759 nucleotides. RefSeq names its product SDR family NAD(P)-dependent oxidoreductase. The coding region runs from base 1 to 759 and encodes 252 amino acids. The transcript is spliced from 5 exons. The record is from RefSeq and is a predicted model, not a curated record. NCBI's taxonomy places the organism in Eukaryota, Fungi, Ascomycota, Eurotiomycetes, Eurotiales, Aspergillaceae.
AUGUCUGAUUUCUCGGGUAUCUCCCUCAAGGGAAAAACUGCAAUCGUGACAGGCUCAUCCCGAGGAAUUGGCGCCGGCAUUGCUCUUCAACUUGCCAAACGAGGCGCAAACAUUGUUGUCAACUACGUUUCCGAUGGCAGCAAGGACCGAGCACAGGGGAUUGUGGACCAGAUCACCAAAAUCGGAACUAAGGCUAUUCUUUGCAAAGCUAGUGUUAUGAAUCUUGAGGAAAUUUCUAGGUUGAUUGACGCUGCCUUGAAGAUUAGCGAGACUGGGAAGAUCGAAAUUAUUGUUCAUAACGCUGCCCUUGGACUAGAAGCGAACCUGGUCGACACUUCAGUUGAACUCUACACCACGCAUUUUGACUGCAAUGUCCGAGGCUCUACCUCACCUACCCGGGGCGGCCGCAUUGUCUUUAUUUCCUCUGCCGCUGCACGCCUCGGCGUUGCUGGACAUACUGUAUACGGACCCACAAAGGCAGCCAACGAGGCUUUGGUUCGCGUCUGGGCCAAAGAGCUGGGCCACUCUCACGGUAUCACGGUGAAUAGUGUCAACCCGGGCCCUGUCGCAACUGACCAAUGGUUUCAAAGCGACCCUCAGUUUAUCAAAGACAUGGAGCCGAUGAUCAAUGAAACUCCGGCUGCCCCUCGUGUUGGUGAGGUUGAUGAUAUUGCUCCUCUCGUUGCUUUCCUUUGCAGUGACGAUGCGAGAUGGACGACUGGCUCAUGCCUCUGCGCCAAUGGUGGCCUGUAUAACUAA